UUAUUUUUUAAGAAACCAAGCAGUCUUAAAAUAAAACUAUUGGCCAAACAUGGUGUAAGCCAAAUUAACAUAUUAUUGAUAUCAGCUCAGGCCGCGGUCAACAACACCAACUGCUUGAUGAAAUGCUAAGAAGAAAGAACAUGGAGGAUUAGAAACCCUAAAAAAAAUCUGACAUUGAAAUUGAAGAAAUGCCAUUCAAUGGAGUAUUACUGGUGUCUGUAGCUAAAGCAUCAGCAGAAGUUUGGCAAUUUUUGUCAUGUCUAGCAGACCCAAUUGACAGCGACGAGCUUUUGGAUCUGGUCAUCUUUUUCCCUCUUCAACAAUUGGGUCGUUUAGCUCUUUGUGUUUGGACUUUCCUUUGUGUCCCUCCUGACCCUUAUUACUAUCGCCGUUACAAUUCUUCUGCUUCUUCUUCAUCUUCAUCACUUUAUGAUGACCAUGAUUUUGUUGCUUCGCCUCCUCCCCAAUAUUACUAUGAUUCUUCUUCUUCACGUUCGGAUUGACCAUCAUUGCCUAAUCUAUUCAACUUGUAAAGUUCCCUUCUUCCCUACCUUAUUUUCCUGCUAUUUUGCUUUUUUGUACCUGUUGUUGAUGUAGUGAAACUACUGUUGUGAUAAUCAUACUUGUUAUUGGAUAUUAAUAUGGAUUUAUUGAAUGUAUCUUACAUUUUACCCUUCUAAAA
This is a messenger RNA of Solanum pennellii, 682 nucleotides long. RefSeq lists its product as uncharacterized. NCBI's taxonomy places the organism in Eukaryota, Viridiplantae, Streptophyta, Magnoliopsida, Solanales, Solanaceae. Bases 189 to 503 code for a protein of 104 amino acids. The record is from RefSeq and is a predicted model, not a curated record. The transcript has a single exon.